CUUGACAUUUGAAUCCACAGACCCGAGAGUCCCGGGAGAAUGAGGUGGGAAGAGAGCUGAGGACCGCCCAGUUUGUUUCUGUCUCCCUGGGUGGCCGUAGAUGCUCAGUGUGGAGAGAGGCCUACAGAUCAGCAAGAGCCCCUAAAGGGACUCUCAAGUCCCCAGUGGGAGCUGCUUUGUAUUCAGCACACUUGCCAUCAGCCACGGCCCCCAGAGUCCAACUGUGAUUACUCAGUGGAAUCUUUCAAACGAAUGCUGCAGCCAGGACUCACCCACAUUCCAGUCAGCCGUUUUAUGGAUGGGCCUCCACAUCAGUGUUUUUCCAGAAGUUCCUCAAAUGACUUAGACAUGGGAGGAUGGGUGAGGACUGCUGGGCUGGAGACAGCCCGUCUGUGAACAGGCCCAAUAUUCUAGGCGCUUCACAACUGGCCCAGCUCCCACUGUACCAGCAAGAAGGCAGCCUGUUUCCUUGGGCGUGCAGAUUAUAGUGUUCCCAGAAGAUGGCAUCCAUGGGUUCAACUUUACAAGAACAUCCAUUUACCCAUUCCUGGACUUCAUGCCAUCGCCCAGGCUGGUCAGGUGGAACCCAUGUCUGGAGCCCUUUCGGUUCAACGACACCGAGGUCCUCCAGCGCCUGAGUUGUAUGGCCAUCAAGGGACAGAUGUUCUUGGUGGCCAAUCUGGGAACAAAACAGCCUUGCCUUCACAGUGACCCCGGGUGCCCACCUGAUGGGAGAUACCAGUUUAAUACAAAUGUGGUGUUCAGCAACAAUGGGAGCCUCGUUGACCGCUACCGUAAGCACAACCUGUACUUUGAGGCAGCCUUUGAUACCCCUGCCAAGGUGGACCUCAUCACCUUCGACACUCCCUUUGCUGGCAGGUUCGGCAUGUUCACUUGCUUUGACAUCCUGUUCUUUGACCCCACCAUCCAGCUCCUCAGAGACGCUGGGGUGAAGCACAUUGUGUACCCCACAGCCUGGAUGAACCAGCUGCCACUCUUGGCAGCCAUUGAAAUUCAGAAGGCAUUCGCCACUGCCUUUGGCGUCAGUGUCCUGGCAGCCAACAUCCACCAUCCGACUCUGGGGAUGACUGGCAGUGGCAUACACACCCCUCUGAAGUCCUUUUGGUACCAUGACAUGGACAACCCCAAAGGCCACCUUAUAAUUGCCCAGGUAGCCACAAACCCGCUGGGCCUUGUUGGGACAGAGAAUGCAGCUAGUGAACUGGACCCAUCCCAUAGUAAGUUCUUAAAAAUCCUGUCUGGUGACCCAUACUGUGAGAAGGAUGCCCAGGAAGUACACUGUGAUGAGGCUGCCAAGUGGAACAUGAACGCACCACCUACGUUCCACUCGGAGAUGAUGUAUGACAAUUUCACCCUGGUCCCUGUCUGGGGAAAGGAAGGCUAUCUCCAGGUCUGCUCUAACAGUCUCUGCUGUCACUUACUCUACGAGAGGCCCGCCCUGUCCAAUGAGCUGUAUGCCCUGGGUGUCUUUGAUGGACUCCACACAGUGCAUGGCACUUACUACAUUCAAGUCUGUGCCCUGGUCAAGUGUGGGGGUCUUGGCUUCGACACUUGUGGGCAGGAGAUCACAGAGGCCCAGGGCCUAUUUGACUUUCACCUGUGGGGGAACUUCAGUACUUCCUAUAUCUUUCCUUUAUUUCUCACCUCAGGGAUGACUCUGGAUACCCCUAACCAGCUUGGGUGGGAAAAUGACCACUAUUUCUUGAGGAAGAGUGGACUGUCCUCUGGCCUGGUGACAGCAGCUCUCUAUGGGCGGUUGUAUGAGAGGGACUAGGAAGUGUAUGGUCAGUGGGAUGGGCUCCGCCAGUGUGCCUUUCCACAGGCCACAGAGCCCACAUGCUGGGACCACCUCUGCCCCAGGGUGGGAAGCCACUCCUGUGGCACUGGAUCCCACCCUGGGACCUGUAAGAAGAUGGGAGAGGCAGACCUUCUUCCUUUCCACGUAAUGACUGAGACAUUUUCUGGUAUUUUCUAUUCAUAUUCUUUUUCAAGCCACACCUUCUUCCCACUACACAGUUGGUUUUAAAUGCUAAAAUAAAAAAUAAACAUAAGUUGCUAUUUUACAGGUCCACA
Molecule: messenger RNA, 2094 nt
Organism: Peromyscus eremicus (cactus mouse)
Lineage: Eukaryota; Metazoa; Chordata; Mammalia; Rodentia; Cricetidae
Gene: Btd
Product: biotinidase
Exons: 3
Coding region: 557-1795 (412 amino acids)
Molecular function (GO): hydrolase activity, acting on carbon-nitrogen (but not peptide) bonds, in linear amides
Source: RefSeq, a predicted model, not a curated record